AUGCUUCUCACGGCCCCCCUUCUCGCGCUUACUGCGGCUGCCUCGGCUGGCUUCGUCGCCGGAGCCCCGUUCACGUCGGGCUCGUCGUGGCUGGCGGCGCGGUCGCUGCUGCUGACCGCCGAGUCGCAGACCGACUCGGACUGGAAGAUCCACGAGUCGUGCAACGGCACGCAGCGCGCCCAGAUCGGGCGCGGGAUCGAAGAGAUGAAGCAGCUGGCGCACAACUCGAUCAACCACCUGCUCAACUACCCGGGCGACGAGUUCUUCAUCAAGUACUUUGGCGCCGACGCCGACCCGGCCCCGGUCAUCGGGUACUACACCCAGCUGGUCUACGGGAACAAGGGGAAUGCGUUGCUGCGAUGCGAUGACCCGGAUGACAACUGCCGGCUGCCCGAGUGGAACGGCCACUGGCGAGGCAACAACGCUACCGCAGAGACGGUCAUCUGCGAGCUGUCGUACACGUCGCGCAGGCCACUCGAGAAGGUGUGCGCGCAGGGCUUCCAGCUGGGCACUGACAACCCGAGCCUGUACUUUGGCGCGGACCUGAUGCACCGCGCGUUCCACGUGCCCGAAUUCGUCCACGAGAAGAUCCACCACUACGCCGACUCGUACGCCGCCUGCAUCGAACUCGCCCAGACCAACAGCACCGCCGCCGUGCAGAACCAGCACAGCCUCCAGUACUUUGCCCUCGACGUCUACAGCCGCAAGCUCACCAAGUGGGGCUGCGUCGGUGAGAUCGCCGAGAGCAAGGACGAUGCUCACGCCCAUGGCGCUGCCUCCUCGUCGGCUGCCCCCUCGCCUUCCGCUUCCGCUACCUCGUCCAGCGCCGCCCAGCCCAGCGCUACCGCUGCCCCGCAAGACAGCGCAGGCAAGGACUGCCACACCCACGCCGACGGCUCCAUCCACUGCGGCACCCACUAG
This is a messenger RNA of Sporisorium graminicola, 921 nucleotides long. RefSeq lists its product as uncharacterized. Gene Ontology annotation, molecular function: zinc ion binding; integrin binding; metallopeptidase activity. The transcript has 2 exons. Gene Ontology annotation, cellular component: extracellular region; fungal-type cell wall; cell surface. Bases 1 to 921 code for a protein of 306 amino acids. Lineage: Eukaryota; Fungi; Basidiomycota; Ustilaginomycetes; Ustilaginales; Ustilaginaceae. The record is from RefSeq and is a predicted model, not a curated record.